Sclerotinia sclerotiorum 1980 UF-70 is the source of this 498-nucleotide messenger RNA. RefSeq lists its product as hypothetical. Lineage: Eukaryota; Fungi; Ascomycota; Leotiomycetes; Helotiales; Sclerotiniaceae. The transcript has a single exon. The record is from RefSeq and is a predicted model, not a curated record. The coding region runs from base 1 to 498 and encodes 165 amino acids.
AUGUAUCUAUUCCACGGUAUGAUAUUUUGGUCCCUCGGUGCUUGGGUCUGCAUUACGCUCAACAACAUCUUGCCGUAUUGGGCAGUACUGAUUGUGACGGCUGUGGUAUGUUAUUCGGUGUUAUUUUUAUUUUUGCCAUUAUUAUCAUUAAUCGCAGGGUUAUGCGGGAAAGGGUUAGCGGGUGAUAUCAAGAGAGAUUCAAUGGAAGAGCCAUUGCCGGGAAGGCCAACGUUAACGCCAUUUGGGAGAGAUUGGUUGGACAGGAAUGGGAUGGUUGAUGGAAUUCCUGUUGUGGGUAGUACAACACCGAUUGAGGAGAGUAAGGUUGGAAAUAUGGGGAAAGGGAAAGAGGAGGUAAACGGCGUAGAGAUUCGGGUUAUCGAUUGUGAGGAGGGACUUGUGCAAGAAACUACUAUUAGUUCCACCAAUAAGAAUUCGAAGGGCAAGUUCGCUGAGGGUGAGGUUUAUGUCAAAGGAAACCAGAUAAUUAAGGCAUGA